This is a messenger RNA of Dermacentor silvarum, 1371 nucleotides long. Its product is annotated as copine-7. Lineage: Eukaryota; Metazoa; Arthropoda; Arachnida; Ixodida; Ixodidae. The transcript has 2 exons. Gene Ontology annotation, biological process: cellular response to calcium ion. Gene Ontology annotation, molecular function: calcium-dependent phospholipid binding. Bases 1 to 1371 code for a protein of 456 amino acids. Gene Ontology annotation, cellular component: plasma membrane. The record is from RefSeq and is a predicted model, not a curated record.
AUGGCGGCCGAGGCGUCGACGUCGAGUGACGCGCUCGAUAUCCGCCUCGAGCUGACCUGGUCGGGCGUUCGCGACCGACGCAGCAACACGAGUUCGUGGUUGGACACGUUCGCCAUCUACUCGGUCAGCGACGGCCCGGAUCGAACUGCCUUCCGCGAGCUGGACCGGUCCAAACCGGGCAGGGACUGCGCGGCCGUCUUCGCCACCUCGUACCGCUUCGGCGAGACUCACCUGCUCCUCUUCGAGAUUUUCAGCGUGAACCGCAUUUCCAAAGCGAACGAGCCGAUAGGUCGCGUUUUGUGCGGCGCUGUCGACAUGCUCGUCUACCUGGACACGCCCUACACGCGAACUCUGGUGGACAGGAAAGGAGCCAAGGUGCCCGGCAGCAUCACGGUGGUUCCCCGCGCCAUCAGCCACCCGGGUGGUUUCGUGGCGCUCGAGUUCUCGGCCCGCUCGCUUCCGGUCAAGAAGCUGUUCCGCUCGAGUGACCCGAUGCUGGAGCUCUGCGCCCAGGACGGCAACGCGGUCCUCGUCACCGAGGUAGUCUCGCGCAAUCGAGCGCCUCGCUGGAAGCCGCAGGUGGUCAACUCCGACCGCUUUCCCGGCGGCGUCCUCAAGGCUCGCUGCUACGACGUCAGCCUGACGGGGGAGCGCACCUUCAUCGGCCAGGCGACCGUGCUGCUCGACGAGGUAGAAGCCGGCACCGUGCUCCCGCUAGAGGCACCCGAGGUUGCGGCGGCGGGUCUCGAGCCCACUUUGGGUGACGAGCAGCCCGCGCUGCUCGUGGAGCGGUGCCGCCAGUUUCCCUGGACGCUCAUCGACUACCUGCACGGCGACUUUUCGCUGCACUUCGCCUUCGUGGUCGACCUGAGCUCCUCAAACGGCGACCUGAGAGCCGGAAGCGAGAUGCGGCGGCCAGGAGAGCCUCGCGUCAACGGCGUUCAAGGAGUGCUUGAGGCAUACGCCCAAAGCCUCGAGCGACUGUUCCCGUCCGAGCCUUCGGAGCUGGCCCCUGCCCUAACGUACGUGGCUCAACUGACGCAACCGGCCCGGUAUCACGUGGCGCUGGUCCUAACGGACGGCCGGCUGGACUACGGGCUGAGCACGCUCGACUGCCUGGCCAAGGCGUCCACGUGCGCCAUGUCCGUCGUGCUGCUGGUGAUCGGCGAAGAAGGCUGCAGCCGCGCUUUGCGGAGGGACUUACUCUCGCGCCGUCGCGCGGGUUUCCGAGAGUGCGUGCACGUGGUCGAAGUGGCGCCGUACCGCGACCGCAUGCACUUGCUGCCGCGAGACGCGCUGGUCGCAGUGCCGGAGCAGGUGAUGCAAUUCCUGGCGCUCAACGACGUCGAGCCCGCACUUGGCGUCCAGUGA